Erythranthe guttata (spotted monkey flower) is the source of this 1637-nucleotide messenger RNA. RefSeq names its product ribosomal protein L20 (gene GCD1). Lineage: Eukaryota; Viridiplantae; Streptophyta; Magnoliopsida; Lamiales; Phrymaceae. The record is from RefSeq and is a predicted model, not a curated record.
AUCGAACCCUCGUCUACCAAAGACUGGUAUUUUAUUUUUCAUAGAGAAACCCUGAGACAAAAGCCUCCAUAGCAGAGUACCCUUUCUUCUCCGCUCAUCUUCAUCGAGGGUAAAAAUGCGAGCCCUCCUCCUUCGCACCUUAAAGCAGCUCUCCAUCAACGCCGACUCCAAAACGACGCAGUUUCGCCACCUCUCCCCUUUCCUCAAACCCUAUUCCACUCAAGAUGAAAGCGGCGGCGGCGGCACCAAAGACCCGGAUUGGGCGGCGCAUUUCGGUGGAACCAAGUCCUCCGGUGCCGACUCAUUGGGCUGGGAUGUCGGCGGUUCGUCCUGGUCGACUGGGAUGACGAAGGAGCACUUCGACGGCGAGGUAAUUGGGCAGAAGGUGGCUCCGGAUCCGGGCCAAAAUCAGCCGGCUCCGAGUGGUCCGGUUCGACCCGUUUCGGGCGGUAUGGGUCAGUCGGGUCGGGGCAAGUGGUAUUCAGAUGCCAGGUGGACGGAGCAGGAGAUGGCGAAAAUGAAGCAGUUGGAAGCUGAGCAGCGUAAGAGUAAGGCGUUUAUAGAUGGCUGGGAUGAUAAAGUGAAUGAUAUGACAGUGUUGAUGAAACAGGUGAGGGAGCCUGGUGCAAGAGGCUCAUACUUGAAGGAUUCAGAGAAAGCAGAGAUGUACAAAAAGCACAAAGAGAAUCCAGAGACGUACACCGUGGAAAGGUUGGCAAAGGAUUACAGGGUGAUGAGGCAGCGAGUGCAUGCAAUUUUGUGGCUGAAAGAACUUGAAGAGGAGGAAGAGAAAAAGCUCGGGCACCCAUUGGAUGACUCGGUCGAGCUUUUGCUUGAUACAUGUCCUGAGUUUUUUGUCUCCCACGACAGAGAAUUCCAUGUUGCUUCUCUGCCGUACAAGCCGGAUUUCAAAGUCAUGCCCGAGGGCUGGGAUGGAACCACGCGGGACCCAGACGAGGUGCACUACGAGAUCUCAAUGAAAGAGGAUGAAAUGCUGUACCAAGAAUUCGUCCAGCGGAUGAAUUUCAACAAAAUGAAGAUGGCGAACAAGGUGAAAUGCCAUAAAUACAGCAGGAGGCGCCCAUCUGAAGGCUGGAAUUUCAUGGUGGAGAAAUUGGGUUCGAAAGGCAAACGUGGCAGUGGAGGUGGGUGGAAGUUUGUAAGUGAAGCGGAUGGCUCAACUAGGCCUCUAAAUGACUUUGAGAAAAUGUUCGUCAAACGAGAGACGCCACGUAGGCGCCGGAAGAUCCUCCCUUGAUUGGUCGAUAUUGGGAAAAGGGCAAAAUGGGAAUGUAUACACAAACAAGAACAUCAUUUUGGCUUUCUUGAAUGACCAACUAAAACGGCAUGCAUCUCUCUUAUUUUCUAUGGAUUUGUUACCGUUGCUUUUUUAACUUCACGAUAAAAUUAGGUCAUUUGUACCUCCAAAGAAUGCAAAAUCCAGACGAAUGUUUAGAAUAUUUUGUAGUGAUGAUGUAUGCAGCACAUUGAGGGUUUAUGUGGGAAUCCUAUGGCAGCUUUUCCUUAGUUCGACCGUUUGGACGAUUGUCUCCGAUUUUAAGGUUUUUGGUAGUUUUUGACUGUGUGGAGUAAUAAAGUUUUGUUUGGAUAGAUAAAUAUAUAUGUUUUUUUGGCUA